Molecule: messenger RNA, 139 nt
Organism: Dentiscutata heterogama
Lineage: Eukaryota; Fungi; Glomeromycota; Glomeromycetes; Diversisporales; Gigasporaceae
Source: the annotation of a GenBank genome assembly
GAAAAUGCAAGAUACUUAUGUUCAUCCUGCUGUAACUUCUUUUCUUUAUGCUUGUGAUGGAGAUACAGGUCGAACUGACUGUAAAAAUUAUCUCCAUUGUGGAAAGAGGAUACGAGUUCAAGUUACCACUGCUUCAUGA